Molecule: messenger RNA, 1099 nt
Organism: Rhinichthys klamathensis goyatoka
Lineage: Eukaryota; Metazoa; Chordata; Actinopteri; Cypriniformes; Leuciscidae
Product: gamma-glutamyl hydrolase-like
Exons: 9
Coding region: 151-1095 (314 amino acids)
Biological process (GO): tetrahydrofolylpolyglutamate metabolic process
Cellular component (GO): vacuole
Molecular function (GO): gamma-glutamyl-peptidase activity
Source: RefSeq, a predicted model, not a curated record
CUGUUUGUUUAACCUGACGACUGUGGAUUAGCGGGUGCAGCUUUCGUUAUAAAGCCUGACAUCGCCAGUGGAGCUGACAUAUUGUGUUCUUUAUUGAUAGCAUCAAGGAGCUUUCGUUUAUUUCGUCCUUUGGUGUGUUACCUGAGGUGGAUGUAUCGCCAGGUGCUCGUGCUCGCGGUCUUCGCCGCUAUUCAAUGCGGGUUUCCAGCAUCAUGCGCUCGUAAUUUAAAUUACAGACCAAUCAUCGGAAUUUUAGCCCAGGAAAACUUAGAGGACGACCCUCAUGCACAGGGAUCUUCCUAUAUCGCUGCAUCAUAUGUGAAACACUUGGAGUCAGCUGGUGCCAGGGUUGUACCCAUCCGCAUAAAUCGGACAGAGGAGGAGUAUGAAAGACUAUUCAACGCAAUAAAUGGUCUGUUGCUACCCGGAGGAAAUGUGGACAUUGAAAAGUCUCAGUUUACCAGAGUGUCGAAGGUUUUCUAUGAACUUGCAAUAAAGGCGAAUGAUGUUUCGGAUUAUUUUCCGAUCUGGGGAACCUGUCAGGGUUUCCAGCAGCUCACGGUUCUGACCAGCAACAAGAACCUGUUGACCUUGACCGACACCAAAGCAGUGACCCUGCCGUUGACCUUCAGCCCGGGAGCCCAAAACAGCAGGUUGUUCAAAAAAUUCCCAAAGGAUGUUCUUCAGUCUCUGGCAGAAGAAAACAUCACGUCUAAUUUCCACAGCUGGAGCCUGUCCAUGCAGAAUUACAGUGGCAAUGCCAAGCUGAAGCGUUUUUAUAGGGUCCUGACCACAAAUACAGACGGCAAGAAAGAGUUCAUUUCCACCAUGGAGGCGUCUCGAUAUCCCUUCUACGCGGUGCAGUGGCACCCAGAGAAAAGCCCGUUCGAGUGGAUUGAUAAGCCCGGUAUGGUGCACACCCUGUCAGCCAUCAAAGCCACUUUCUACACUGCCCACUUCUUUGUUUCUGAAGCAAUGAAAAACCAUCAUCGUUUUUCUUCGCAAAGUGAAGAGGAAAAAGCUCUGAUUUACAACCAUCAGCCCGUCUUCAAUGGCCUGGACAGCAUCUUCCUACAAAACUACUACUUCGAUUAAGUGU